This is a messenger RNA of Python bivittatus (Burmese python), 4130 nucleotides long. RefSeq names its product guanylate-binding protein 1-like. The record is from RefSeq and is a predicted model, not a curated record. Lineage: Eukaryota; Metazoa; Chordata; Lepidosauria; Squamata; Pythonidae. Gene Ontology annotation, molecular function: GTPase activity; GTP binding.
CGAUCCCGUCCAUAAAGCCCGAAGCGAAGGCGCCCGCGCGCCCGGCUCUCUUUCCCUGCCCCUCCGCCGCGCGGAGCCAGGAAGCGUCUCCCCGCCGGAUCGUCGCGCCGGGGCCAGGUUUGGCCGCUUCCCCCCGGGCUUUCCUUCUCCGCUGCCCGCCGCCGAGAAGAGCGGGUCCAAGGGGUCGGCGAGAGGAGGCUGUUCGCCGAACCGGGUCUGCCCUGGCGGCUUCCUUAACCGCGGCUUAGUGAAUACGGAGUCCUGCCGGCUCGGGUCACUCGGUAAUUCUGACUUUCUGGAGGCUGGCAGCCAGCAUGUCAAAGCCUAUAUGUCUGGUGGACUCGUCAUGCCAUGUAAACCCAGCUGCCUUGAAGCUGCUCAGAAGCCUCACUGGCCCCCUCUAUGUGGUGGGUAUCUUUGGACCCAAAGGCACGGGGAAGUCUUUUCUCUUGGACCAGCUGGCAGGGCAGGAGAAAGGUUUUGGCCCCAUGCCAGGAAUGUGGAUCCAGCAGCUGGCUCAUCCAACAAAACCAGAAAAAAACCUCAUCUUGCUGGACACAGAAGGUUUUCCAGAGCAGAUGGACAAAGAUAAAGAUAACCUUUUCUCCAAAUUCUUCUGCUUAAAUGCCUUGCUCUGCGACCUCCUGAUAUAUAACACCACACAUAAUGAAGAGCCCGAAAAAGAGUUGGAAAAACUUUCCUAUGUGACGCAGCUGUCCAAUAAAAUCCUCCUCUCUGAGGAUGAUCCUUUGGAGAACAGCGUCUUGCUCCGUAGCGUCCUUCCUGAGUUUGUUUGGUCCCUUUUUGAUGUGUCUUCUGACUCGGUUUGGGAAGAGAUGCUCCAGAGCACAAACAAUAACAUGGAUAGCUUCCUUUUUUCCCUUGCAGCUUUGGAGGCAGAGACACCGAUUGACUGCAUACAGAAGCUCUUCCCCUCCCAGAAGGCGUUCUGCUUUCACUGUCCUCAAGUGAAUGAAGAGGACUGGGGGUUCUUCCCACCAGAUUCACUGCAUCCCGUGUUCCAGAAGCAAUUUCGAGCAUUUAAUAACUAUAUCCUGAGCAAAGAACCAAAGAUAAGUGUCAGUGGAAAAGUUUGGUCCUACAGGCUGGAGCUGUUUGUGGAUGCCUUAUCACAGGAUAAGCCUAUCCUUCUGAGUCAGAUCUCGGAAACUGUCCAAGAAGUAUUCUUCUGGGAUGACAAUGGGAGCCUUAUGGACUCCAUGAAGAAUAUUGCCUCGGAAACCCCAGCAGAAGGCUCUUCUUCUGAACAGGAAUACGAGUCCAGACAGGCAUCUCCAUUUCAAGUGCUACCAUCCUGGGAUCCAACAAGUAUCAUGGAAGGGCCAGUGUGCCUGAUAGAGAAUAAGCCCAAUGAGCAGCUGCAAAUCAAUCUGGAUGCCUUACAACUCCUGCAAAGCAUCUGCCAGCCUGUGGUUGUGGUGGCCAUUGUAGGGCUGUACCGCACUGGCAAAUCCUAUCUCAUGAACAGGCUGGCAGGAAAGGUGAAAGGAGGUUUCUCACUAGGUGCCACAAUACAAGCCAACACCAAGGGCAUCUGGAUGUGGUGCCUUCCACAUCCCUUAAAGCCUCACCAUACCCUGGUGCUCUUGGAUACGGAAGGUCUAGGUGAUGUUGAGAAGAGCAAUACGAAGAAUGACUCAUGGAUCUUUGCACUCUCCAUUCUGCUGAGUAGCACUUUCAUUUUCAACAGCAUGGGCACCAUUAAUCACUACGAUUUGGAACAACUGCACUACGUGGCUGAACUCACCAAGCAUAUCGAGGUGAAGGCCUCUCCCCAGCAGGAUGGGGAGAGAGACGACGGGCCCCCUGAUGAGUUCGCCUUUUUUUUCCCAGCCUUCAUUUGGGUGGUACGUGAUUUUUGGUUGCAACUGGAGUUGGCGGAUGGGCGCUUGAUCUCUGAAGAUGAGUACCUGGAGAUAGCCUUGGAAAGACAGAACGAUAUUCCAGAGAAUCAGGCUAAGAUUCAGAAGUACUUACGGCAGUAUUUCCCUCGCCGUAAGUGCUUCGUGUUUGAUCGCCCAGCCUCCCGACGAGAUCUACCACACCUUGAGAUGCUGGAUGAGUCGAACCUGAAACCUGAGUUCUUGGAGCAAGCACAUCAGUUUUGCCGCUACAUUUAUCAAGAGGCCCGGCCCAAAACUAUCCAGGGAGGACACAUGGUCACUGGGACACUGUUGGGGAGCCUGGCAAUGACCUACGUGGAUGCCAUUCGGAGUGGGGCCGUCCCUUGCAUUGAGAAUGCGGUGCUGGCCUUGGCUCAGAUAGAGAAUUCAGCUGCUGUAAAUGAUGCCCUCAGAUGCUACGAGAACAUGGUGGGGCUGUUGAUAGAUCUACCCACAGAAGAUGUUUCUGAAUUAUUUACCAUGCAUGCCUCCUGUGAGAGAGAGGCCAUUCAGGUGUUCUUAGCCCGUGCCUUCCACGACAAGGAUCAAGAGUACCAGAAACAGUUGCAGAACCAGCUGCAAUCCAAACUUGAAGAACUCUGCCUUCAGAACCAGCAGGAGUCUUUGAGCCGUUGUCAGGCUGUGCUCCUGGAAUUGUUCCAGGAGCUGGAGGAGAAGAUCUGCAGUAGGAGCUACUUAGUGCCUGGUGGCUACCAACACUUCCUGGAUGACCAGCAGGAAUUAGUGGAGAGGUACCACAAGAUCCCUGAGAAAGGACCAAUGGCCAUGUUGGCCCUGCAAGACUUCUUGACAUCUAAGGAGCCAGAAGGACAAUCCAUUCUGCAUGCUGAUCAGACUCUCACAAAGCAGGCAAAGGCGAUUGCAGCUGAGAAAGCUGAGUCUGAGGCCUCUAUGCGGGCACUUCAGCUGCAGAGAGAAAUUCAAGAACAGAUAGAACAGACAGCCAAGGAAAACCAACGGAGUUUCGAGGAGCACAGAAGGCAGCUGUUGGGCAAGAUGGAGGAAGAGCGGAGGAGGACUGCGACUGAGUAUGAGUGGCUCCUGAACCAGAAGAUCCAGGAGCAGAGGAGGCUUCAUGAACAACAGUAUCAGCAGGAAGUCUCUGAUCUUCAGGAUGAGAUCCAGAGACUGCAGUUUCAGAUCAAUCAAAACUCAAGAAGACAGGACUCUGAAUCAUGUGUGAUCUUCUGAGGGUGGCACCUCUGAAAAGCUUUGAGAAACAGACAGCGACUCCUGAGUGCAGCGGGGACAAAAUGGGUGGGAAGUAAAGAGUAAUAUCCAGGAUAACGAAAACUCUCUUCAACAGAAGUUUGGACCAUCCUUGUAUUGUUGGAGAUAGCAGGAAUGGAGGCUCUGGGGUUUGCGACCCAUCUGUGCCCCUCUGAACCCCAUUUGCAACUUCCAGAGAUCCCAGAGUGACAGAGCUAGACAUUUUUUGUUUUGGUUUUUGAGUUUGGGGUUAAAAGGUGAAAUAGCAUCCUUUCAAGGCUCAGAACUGUCCCUGCCAAAAAUGGGGCUACUUUUCCCACUUGGGGUGGGGGAGCGUUAAGAGGCAAAAUAGCUUUUGUAAGGCUUAUGGAACCAAUGGGGCCACUUAAACUGUCCCUCCAAUAAAGAAGAACAGAUCCAGAAUUUCCCAUUUGAUCCAUUCCAGUGUCAUCACCAGCUACGUCUCCCCAUGGUCCCCAGGCCGGACAGGAAGUGUGGCCCAUGAGGCCAAAAACAAUUUGUGCUCCUGGCAUAUGCAAAAUGUUUUAGAGCUGCCUUUCUCAACUGGGUUUCUGAGAGGUUCAUAAGGAUUCUGCAAGGUAUCAUGACUGGAAAAAAAACAACAUUGGGUUUUGAACUUCACACACUUUAAAUGUUAGUGCUUGCAGUGUUGGGAAUUUUUACGCACUCUGAAAAUUCUGGUCUGCUGCUUUGCUGUUGUAAAUGUUGCAAAAUGUGUAUAGGUUGGAAGUGAAACUUCCACUUAGUUGUAAAUAAGGGGGAAAAAACGACUCUUGCACAUAUAGGUAGUCCUCAACUUAUGGCCAUUCAUUUCGCAACUGUUCAAAGUUAUGAUGGUGCUGAAAAAAGUGACUUACCACCUGUCCUUGCACUUUCAACUGUCAUAACAUCCCCACAGACAAGUGAUCAAAAUUUGGGUGCUUGGCAACUGACAUGUAUUUAUGAGGUUGCAGCAUCCUGGGGUCACAUGAUCAC